AUGAUAACUGAUUCUUGUAACUGUGAUAAAAGUGGGCAUGGUUGCACUAAGGGUCUUAGCAGACCUCACCAACCUACAUGGUGUCCUGUUUGCGACCGUAACAAAAUGAAAAGACGUUGUCAAAGUGAAGGUCUUUAUCAAGAAGGUGACCCUCUAAAAGAAUUAAAUUGGUGCUGUGAAAGAGGCUGUGACUUACUUAAUAGAACGACAAAAUUUAGUCAAAUAAAAAAGACUGAGUUAGAUUUGAAUGAAAAAAAAUUUAAUUUUACCGGAGAUGUCGGAAUGGAAGGUGGUGACAAUUAUUUUAGUUUUAAUAAAAAACACAAUUGCAAAAUAUAUAAGGAAAAAAAUGAUGUCGAAUUGGUUAAUAAUGGUCACAUACAAAAUUCCAAUUACGAUAUUUGUUCCGAUUUGGAUUUAAAAUCGCAAGGAAUAAAUAAUUAUUUAUAUUCGAGUCCGGAUAGACUUAAACAAAGAGAUCAUUUGCAUAGUUAUAAAGUGAGAUAUCAUUCGAGUAGUGGAGAUUAUAAUGAUGUCAUGUCUGCGGCUAAAUCAUUGGAUAUGGAUAACGAAAAGGAUAAUUCAAACGAAAUGAAAAAUUUAUACAUAAGGGAAAUGGAAAUACUUAGGAAUAAUCUUAGUCUUCUUAAGGAUGGUUUAGCAUGCGAUGGUAAAAGAAUGAGGCAAAAAAGUGAAUCUGAGCCGGGAUUUUCAGAACUUUCCGGUGGAGUGCCCAAAAGAGCUAGAGACAAUUCACCGAAAUUAAAAAAAACUGGUAGGAAAUUACCCAUGACUCCGAUUGGUCAUUCUACAAUCGAACAAAUUCCCUUUCAGUCACCUCAAAGACAAAGUCCAUCGUUUGCAACAAAAGGAGAUGAAAAAAAAGAAAUUUAUGUUUCAAAUCUUUGUAAUGGCAUAAAAUUAAGUAAAGAAAACGAAGAAGAAUUGGAAAGCGAUUCUGAAGAUUAUGUUAAUGAAUGUAAAUUAAGUUCGAAAAACAAAAAUAAUUUAGCCGAUUCAGUUAAUGCUGUUUCAGUAUCUAGUUCUACGACAUCAUCAUCUUCAAGCGAUUCAAAUACUCCUUCCAAAGUGGGUGAAACAUUGGGUUCGAUUUCAUUGAAUGAACAUUUGGGACCAUUUGGGAAUUGUGAAGAAAAUAAUGUUAUCGUGGGUAAAACGUUAAAAAUAAUUCCUGGAGAAGAUGAUUUAUUUAGAAACAGUUUAUUUCCAAAUGUUCCUCCUUAUGUUAAAUUUUUCAUGCAUGAUUUAAAAGGACCCACCUUACCUGUCGAUAUAAGGAAACAUUUAAAAUGGAGACUGAGCAGCAUCACUCCGAUAGUUAUUAGAAGAACUCUUAUUAACUCAGGUUUUAAACUUGUGAGAAAAUCAAACGAAUGGACUGGACAAUGGGGUAAACACAUGAAAUCAUUCGUGUUCAGAACAUUAAAAGAUUUUCAAAAGCUCAAUCAUUUUCCUGGCACAUUCCAAAUCGGGAGAAAAGAUAGAUUGUGGAAAAAUUUAUAUUCUCUCAUGAUGAAAUUUGGCAAGAAAGAGUUUGGAUUCAUCCCAAGAACGUUUAUUCUUCCACACGAUCGUAAAUUGUUAAGAACGGCGUGGGAAAAAGCGUCGGGAGUAGGGAAAGGACAGUGGAUAGUUAAACCGCCGGCUGCAGCGAGGGGAACCGGUAUAAAAGUAGUUCACAGAUGGGGUCAAAUACCUAAGAAAAAAUCACUCAUCGUACAGAAAUACAUUGCUCAACCUUAUCUAAUUAACGGAAGUAAAUUCGAUCUUAGAUUGUAUGUUUUAAUGACGAGCAUACAUCCGUUACGAAUUUAUUUAUACGAUGAUGGACUCGUUAGAUUUGCAUCUGUUAAAUAUUCCGAAGAUGUCGAAUGUUUAAGCAAUAGAUUUAUGCAUUUGACUAAUUACAGCAUAAACAAACUUAGUAAUCAAUAUCAAGUGAAUGCGGAUGCUUCCUCCUGCCACGGACACAAAUGGAGUUUGAAAACAUUGUGGGUGUAUCUGGCCAAGCAAGGGGUCGACGUGAAAGCCUUGAGAAAAAAUUUAACGGAUUUAGUUAUAAAAACGAUAAUAAGCGGAGAAUCGAAUAUAAAUAUAUUGAGUAAAAACAAUUUACCGUCGAGGUAUUGUUCGUACGAAUUGUUCGGUAUCGACGUUCUUUUAGACAACAAUUUAAAACCUUGGCUGUUGGAAGUGAACAUUUCACCCUCUCUCCAUUCUGCGUCGCCUUUGGACCUUGCCGUGAAGGGUCCUCUCGUCAAAGAACUCCUCAACAUCGCGGGUUUUCAAAUACCGGCCAAAUUGACAAAAGAACAAGAACAGAAUUUUUUGGAAAGCAAGGGUCUUUCGAAAAGGAUACACACUUUGUGCUACGACAAAAGACUUUAUUGGAUGUCGCUGAGCAAAGAGGAAAGGAUCAAACAGGAAACGUUUUGCAACAUGACGAGGAAAGAGUAUUUGAAAACGAUAUUGGAAGAACUCACGCCUGACGAUGUUCGACACCUCAUACAAUUUGAAGAUGAGUUGACGCAAUUGUGCAGGUUUGAAAAAAUUUUCCCAACGAAUCGAACUCAUUCGUAUCAUCAAUAUUUUGAAGCUCCUCGUUAUUACAACAUGAUGUUGGAUGCUUGGGAAACGAAAUAUCGGAAAAAUCGUAUGGAAGGUAUCAUGUUGCUGUCGUCUCUUUGCCGACAAAAAUUUCACUUGAACGUGUCAUUAGGAAUUGGAAAAACAAAGGUCUCGCCGAACCUGAGCGAUCUGCAAGAGUUUGAAUUGGAAAUGGAUUUUUGUAAAGAGGAAAAAGAGAUUUGGGAAUCGGAAACGUGCGAAGAAGAGAAAAAUGAAAAAACGGUUGCGAAAAGAAUGACGUCAUCGAGGUCACCUUCACCUUCUCAUCGUAGGAGAACGAAUUCGCCUUCGAGUCACGUUUCUUCUUCGUGUACGACGAAAUCGAAACCUUGCAAACACCCCUCCGUCGUGUGUAAACCUUCGGGUAUAACGUCUCAAAUGCCGAGUCUGAGAUCGAAAAUCGCUCUACUGUCUUCUCCUUUAAAAUCCAGUAUCGUGCAAUGUUGUAACGACAUUGCGGUCGUUGUUGAAACGAGAGGAGAAUGCCAAGUGUCGGAAACGACGGUCGUGGAAACGACGACGACGACGACGACGACGCCGCCGCCGCCGCCAUCAUUAAGUCUCGAUAGUAUCCCGUCGGAAGAGUCGUCGUCGUCGUCGUCGUCGUCGACAAGCCUUAAAACAACGACGGACACGUCGGAUGAAAAACAAGAUGAAUUAAAACAAUUAUCGAAUUGCAAAUCGGAAAAUUCGGUUGUUGUUGUUAUCGAGAGUGCGGGGAGUGACAAGAGCGGGAGUGAUGUUAUUAUUUCGCCCACAACAAAAAACUCUCACAAUUCGUGUAUAAAAAUGAGUUCCAGUAGUUAA
Molecule: messenger RNA, 3456 nt
Organism: Pediculus humanus corporis (human body louse)
Lineage: Eukaryota; Metazoa; Arthropoda; Insecta; Psocodea; Pediculidae
Exons: 12
Coding region: 1-3456 (1151 amino acids)
Biological process (GO): microtubule cytoskeleton organization; protein polyglutamylation
Cellular component (GO): cilium
Molecular function (GO): tubulin-glutamic acid ligase activity; tubulin binding
Source: RefSeq, a predicted model, not a curated record